AUGGAAGAAGAGAUAGCAGCACUCGUUAUUGACAAUGGUUCGGGCAUGUGCAAGGCUGGAUUUGCUGGUGACGAUGCACCUCGAGCCGUUUUCCCGUCUAUUGUUGGACGCCCCCGUAUGCAAGGAGUUAUGGUUGGCAUGGGUCAGAAAGAGACUUACAUUGGUGAUGAGGCUCAAGCUAAGAGAGGCAUUCUUACCUUGAAGUAUCCAAUCGACCACGGUAUCGUCACCAACUGGGACGACAUGGAAAAGAUUUGGCACCACACCAUCUACAAUGAAUUGCGCGUCGCGCCUGAAGAACACCCCGUCCUUCUCACGGAGGCUCCUCUCAAUCCCAGGGCCAACCGUGAAAAGAUGACUCAGAUCAUGUUCGACACCUUCAACGUGCCAGCUGUCUAUAUCGCCAUCCAGGCUGUCCUUUCGCUGUACGCCUCCGGUAGGACGACUGGUAUCGUGUUGGAUUCUGGCGACGGGGUGACCCAUACCGUUCCUAUCUACGAGGGUUUCUCCAUGCCUCAUGCUAUCCAGAGAAUCGAUCUUGCUGGUCGGGACCUUACUGAUUACUUGUGCAAGAAUUUGUUGGAGCGUGGAUACCCCUUUACCACAAGUGCUGAGAAAGAGGUCGUCAGGGAUAUCAAGGAGAAACUCUGCUAUGUUGCGCUUGAUUUUGAGAAGGAGCUGUACACUGCAGCUAAAUCUUCCUCUUUGGAGAAGAAUUACGAGUUGCCUGAUGGUCAAGUUAUCACCGUCGGAAACGAGAGGUUCCGCACAGCGGAGGCCUUGUUUCAGCCUGCUCUCGUCGGUCUUGAAAGCGCUGGCAUUCACGAGACAACCUACAACUCUAUCUUCAAGUGCGACCUCGACAUCCGCCGUGAUCUUUUCGGUAACGUCGUCCUUUCUGGAGGCACCACUAUGUUCCCUGGCAUCUCCGACCGCAUGCAGAAGGAGCUUUCGGCUCAAGCACCUGCCAGCAUGAAGGUCAAGAUCGUCGCACCUCCUGAGCGCAAGUACUCUGUCUGGAUCGGAGGUUCGAUCUUGGCCUCCCUCAGCACCUUCCAGAGCAUGUGGUGCACCAAGGAAGAGUACGAUGAGGCCGGUUCCUCUAUCGUUCAUCGCAAGUUCAUUUGA
Laccaria bicolor S238N-H82 is the source of this 1128-nucleotide messenger RNA. RefSeq names its product actin-1. The transcript is spliced from 10 exons. Lineage: Eukaryota; Fungi; Basidiomycota; Agaricomycetes; Agaricales; Hydnangiaceae. The coding region runs from base 1 to 1128 and encodes 375 amino acids. The record is from RefSeq and is a predicted model, not a curated record.